AGAGAGAGACCCCUCUUAAAGGGCACUGACAGCUUAUGGGAGUGUAAAGAAACACUUUUUUUGCCCCGCUGUGUUUUUAUGUUCACAACAUGAGAAAAAAACAUCAGGACAGCUAAAGGCUUACCUACACCAGCCAGCCAGUCAUGGAUUCUGCGUUUGAGAGGCACUGCUCGGAGCUGGUGGCCCGGGAGAGGAGCGGACACACAGCUGUGGUGGAGGAAAACCUGCUGUAUGUGUGGGGAGGUUACAUGUCAAUUGCUGAUGAUGAAGUUUUCCUUCCUAAUGAUGAAAUCUGGGAGUAUGACUUAGAACGAGGUGUAUGGAAAGUGUUUCACAUGUCAGGAGAGGUUCCUCCCUCGAUGUCUGGGACCUGCGGCUGCUAUCUCAAUGGACACAUGUACAUAUUUGGCGGCUGUGACGACAAUGGACAGACCAAUCAGAUCUAUUGUGUCAACCUGACAGACGGCAAAUACACCUGGAGGAAGAUCAUGCAUGAGGCCGGCUCUGCUCCCUCACCUCGAGACAAACUGUCCUGCUGGGUUUACAACGGAAGGAUCAUCUACUUUGGUGGAUAUGGUCACAAACUGCUGACUCAUGUUGAAAGCAGGAACAGAAGCUUCAUUGUAGAUGAAGCAUCAUGGGUGGAAGAUGUCUUCUGGGGAUGGAACAACGAGGUUCAUGUGUUUGACCCCAUGCAGGCCAGCUGGAGUGAACCACAGACCCACGGCCGUGCUCCGGCGCCCAGGGCCGCCCACGCCAGCGCCACCAUCGGAGGCAGAGGAUACAUCUGUGGAGGCCGAGUCAUGGAAACAAGGACUAGUGACAUUCACUGCCUGGACUUUGAAUCGUGGACGUGGACUGAAAUAGUCCCAGCGUCCUCCACUCCAGUGGGCAGAUCGUGGCACACGCUCACCGCCGUGUCAGACAGCAGCUUGUUCCUGUUCGGAGGUCUCAGUGUCGACUGCAAACCAAUGAGUGAUGGCUGGUUGCUUGACGUUGCAACAAAGAAAUGGAGAGAAAUUGAGCAUCCCUAUAAGAAUAAGCCAAGGUUGUGGCACACAGCAUGUCCAGGCAAGGACUCUGAUGUGAUCGUGUUUGGUGGGAGUUGUGACUACAUCCUCCUUGUCGACACCGGUCACUGCAAUGAUGCACUUAUCUUCCAGACGCAGCCAUAUCCUCUAUUCAGGAUUUGUGAGGAUUACAUCGCAAAGAAUGUGAGGAACUUUGAGCAGCUCAGAAAUCAGCUUCCUCUCCUUCCUCCCAAGCUGCUGACAGCCGUCCAGAGGAGGACGUCUUACUACCGGCCUUCAAAGAAACACAAAUAUUAGUUCAGAGAAUGUCUUCAUUGCCAAAAUGAUACAAUACAAUUUUAUUUAAGUACUGUACUCCCCUCAGUUUGAGCAUCUCAGCCACUCUGUUGGGGAGCAAUUUUUAUUUUUUGAAUAUAUUGUGCAGAAAUAUUUUAUGGUGUUAUAUUUUAUUGUUUUAGAGAUGCACAUUUUAUUUUCUACAGUCUGCCUGUUGAAAUACUCUUACAAACGUUACUGUGAUGACUGUAAGGAUUAAAUGGCACAUGGAACUGUU
Molecule: messenger RNA, 1584 nt
Organism: Centropristis striata (black sea bass)
Lineage: Eukaryota; Metazoa; Chordata; Actinopteri; Perciformes; Serranidae
Product: kelch domain-containing protein 1-like
Exons: 14
Coding region: 144-1328 (394 amino acids)
Molecular function (GO): protein binding
Source: RefSeq, a predicted model, not a curated record